UUUCGCUUUAGACCUUCCAACUGCACUGAGGGGUGAGGAGGCGCUUUGGGUGAGCUCUGAUAAAACCUGGUUAAACACCGAAUUUAUUUGUCUAUAUCGAUCGGUAAACAUACCACUGAGCGGGAAAAUGCAUCUGCUGAUGUCUUUCGUCGCGCUCGCCGUCCUGAGCGCCAGUUCCUUCGCCAAAGUGUCUUCACCAAAAGUCCAGGUUUACAGCCGUAACCCUGGAGAAUAUGGGAAGGAGAACGUGCUGAUCUGCCAUGUUAGUGGCUUCCAUCCCCCAGACAUCACCAUCGACCUGCUGAAGAAUGGGGCAGAAAUCCAGAACACCAAGCAGACUGACCUGGCCUUCGAGCAGGGCUGGCAGUUCCAUCUGACCAAGAGUGCAGCCUUCAACCCCAGCUCUGGAGAGACCUACACCUGCCGGGUCAAGCACAUGGAUAAGACCAAUAUGUACAGCUGGGAACCAGACAUGUAAACAGCUGGAGUCUUGAUUCCAUUUGGAAAGCUUUGUUUUUACUAUGCUUUAUCUACUUGGAAUACCUGGAGAUACCAACAUUUUGACAAUAACUUUAAUCCAUACAUCUGUUCUCCACUCUAUCAUGUUGUUCCGUAACUUUGUAUAAUCAUGCACAAUUGCAUUUUUUAUGUAAAUGACAUACAGUAAAUUUACCAUUUACUUUUUAGCUUCUGGCUACACACUUUCAAAUGAUAAAGAGACUGUUCUGGAAAAUCACAUAUGUGAUGUGUAAUGAAUUUAUUCUUAGCUGUUUUGUCUUUUUUAGCCACUGGAAAGGUUUUCUAAAUGUAAAUUAGACGUUUGCCUACCUUUCUGUACAUCUGCUAGGUCACGUGUGAACCUUAUAGGAAAUAGUUUUUCCUUUAUGUUUUUUGAUUUUUCCAAGUAAUACUUGUAAGAAAAUGACUUGCAUUUAAAUAAACUUAUUCCCCUUCCCUAAA
Molecule: messenger RNA, 960 nt
Organism: Pygocentrus nattereri (red-bellied piranha)
Lineage: Eukaryota; Metazoa; Chordata; Actinopteri; Characiformes; Serrasalmidae
Gene: b2ml
Product: beta-2-microglobulin, like
Exons: 4
Coding region: 128-478 (116 amino acids)
Biological process (GO): immunoglobulin production involved in immunoglobulin-mediated immune response; peptide antigen assembly with MHC class II protein complex; positive regulation of T cell activation
Cellular component (GO): MHC class II protein complex
Molecular function (GO): MHC class II protein complex binding
Source: RefSeq, a predicted model, not a curated record